Humulus lupulus (European hop) is the source of this 396-nucleotide messenger RNA. RefSeq lists its product as uncharacterized. Lineage: Eukaryota; Viridiplantae; Streptophyta; Magnoliopsida; Rosales; Cannabaceae. The coding region runs from base 1 to 396 and encodes 131 amino acids. The transcript has a single exon. The record is from RefSeq and is a predicted model, not a curated record.
AUGGUCCUUGAGAAGUUACUCUCUAUGGUUUAUAACUUCAUGAGCCUAAAAGGGCAACCAAGAAUCAAGGAGCCUCCGGCUUCUUGUGAGGUGGAUGUAGUCAAUGUUGAGCAUAAGGUUGAAGAGGCAUUGGCUGAAUCUGCUACAGAUUCCAUUGUAGGUGAAGGUGAGUUCUGCUGCGUUUGCUUGUCAAGACUAGAGGGAGAAGAAACCACCAUCCUUCCUUGCAUGCACGAGUUUCACAAGGAAUGCGUUGAGAGGUGGUUCCACGCAUGUAGAAAGACCUGCCCUGUUUGCCGGUUUGCCAUGGAAGAAGACAAGUGUUACUAUGCAGGGGAAUUUUUCACUGAGGAGAUGUUGAUCUAUUUUUCUUCUUUUCAUGCAGCUGGCUUCUGA